AUGUCCCGAGGAGUGCCCGGGCCCGCGUCGGGGAACCGGCAUCACACCCUGACUUUCGGCGGUGGAACCCUCAGCUGGGAACAGCACGCGGAAUUCACGACCUACACCUGGGAUGGAAGCGCGAGACCGGACCAGCUGUUCGGGCAACUUGCUGCGACACAUCCGUUCGGCGCGGCCUUUCGCGCGCCUGGAGACCUUCUCGUUGCUGUACGCCUCGAAUUGCGUGAACCGGUCGAAAACGAAGAUUGGCGCAGCCAGUUUGACGAGAGCAGUCUGACGGUCUCGAACCUGGAAGACGGGGCAGCGACCGUGGUGACGGAUUUCCGUCAGGACGGAGACGGACUGACACGCAUGUUGUUGUUCAAUCGAUCCCUGAGCGGUGUGCAGUGCGGCGCUGUCGUGCAACGCCUUCUUGAAGUCGAAACCUAUCGGACGCUUGCCAUGCUGGGAUUGUUUGAGGCAACAGGUCUGCAACCGGAAAUCCGGCGUUUUGAGAUCGAGUUGGCGGAAAUGACCGGCCAGAUGAAGGAUGCCGCUGCGCUUGGAACCAACCAGGAGCUUCUUGACAAGCUGUCUGCCCUGGCGGCGGCGCUGGAAGCCGGGGCGACGGCGAGUGCCUUCCGUUUCGGUGCAAGCCGCGCCUAUGCCGAAAUCGUCAAGGCCAGACUUGAGACAUUGAGAGAAGAAGCCGCACCGGGCGAUUUGUCCCUGGCAUCGUUCCUGGCAAGACGCCUUGCACCUGCCAUGCGAACCUGCCAGGCAAUUGAAGACCGCCAGGCAAUGCUGUCACGCAAGCUUGCCCGCGCGACGACAUUGCUGCGCACGAGAGUUGACGUGGAACUGGAACAGCAGAACCGCAGCCUCCUGCAAUCAAUGAACCGCAGAGCCCGUCUGCAAUUGCGACUUCAGCAAACCGUCGAAGGUCUGUCAGUCGCUGCGGUUUCCUAUUAUGUGGUCGGUUUGAUUUCGUACCUGGCAAAGGCCGCCAAGGAUGCGGGGCUUCCGGUUCCGAGCGCGAAUAUCACGACAGGCCUGGCAGUGCCGUUGGUCGUUUUGCUCAUCUGGUGGGUCGUCAGGCGUAUCCGCAAGCAUCAUGGUGAACAUUGA
Molecule: messenger RNA, 1107 nt
Organism: Effrenium voratum
Lineage: Eukaryota; Dinophyceae; Suessiales; Symbiodiniaceae
Source: the annotation of a GenBank genome assembly